AUGAUAGAGAUGCAGAUUGUCAGUAAUAGUGAGAACAAUAAAUUCUGAAGAAGAAUUACCGUGGGAGCUCAGAUGCAGGGAGAUUAUGCAGCUGCUAGGACUGGAGGAGUUUCGACUAUAUGACAAAUUCAGAGAAAUUGAAGAUGGUGAUUGAAGGCUAAAGAUAGCAGAAGCUGUGAGAAAAGCAAACAUGAUGGAGUCCAUGCACAGGCUACAAGAAGAAACUGAGAAAACGACCAAAUUAUAUAG
Molecule: messenger RNA, 249 nt
Organism: Blepharisma stoltei
Lineage: Eukaryota; Ciliophora; Heterotrichea; Heterotrichida; Blepharismidae
Source: the annotation of a GenBank genome assembly